This is a messenger RNA of Akanthomyces muscarius, 477 nucleotides long. RefSeq lists its product as uncharacterized. Lineage: Eukaryota; Fungi; Ascomycota; Sordariomycetes; Hypocreales; Cordycipitaceae. The coding region runs from base 1 to 477 and encodes 158 amino acids. The record is from RefSeq and is a predicted model, not a curated record. The transcript has 2 exons.
AUGGCGAUUGUCCAGUCGUCUACGCCCGCGACCGGAGCGAGGGGCCGCCGACAGUUCUUGCAAGGCUUCCAUUAUGACGCCCAGACAGAGCUCAUGAGAGGCGCCGCUCCAGUAGUUAACAAUCCGCCCCUUUUUGCACAGCAGAUCCUCGCCGACGAAGAAGCCGACGAAGACGGAAUUGUCGACACACUCGAUGCCUUAGACCUGGAAUCCGAGACACGCAGAAUUAUCGCCAAAGAGAAAGAACGCAUGACAACCCGAGCCGAUGUGUUACGCACUUUUGCGGAAUCCAUGGCCGCUUGCGCAAGAAAAUUCGACCAUAGCUACGCCCACGCCGUUGCCAACGACUUCACCAGGUCCCUGCUCCACCACUGGAAUCAGUUCCUCCACUCUGGAGACACUGCAGGAUGCAACGAUGAUCCCCCACUGAUGAAUCUACCAGUCAGACAGGAGCCAACGGCCAGGCCGCCAAUCUGA